CAAAGCUAGAGCAUUCUCUGCCAAAGAAUCUUCUUAUUUUGUUUUUGUUGAAAUGAUAUCUUCUUUGUCUUCAUUGGAUGAGGACCCUCUACCAUAAAACAUUUAUGACUAGUUUUCCCUCCUUCCAAAUCAUAUGGCCCACUCACUGCUUCUGAUAUUAUAUGAGCAAGAUGUAUAUAUAUUAUUGAUCAAAAGGUCAUUGCGGUCCCUGAACUUAUGCGCUAGGGUCAAUUAACUCAUACUUAACAGUUUUAAAUUGAGGACUAUAUUCUCUAAUUUUAGGUCAUUUAACCCCCAAAUUGUACAAAAUAAACAUAUUCAAGGGCCAUGAUUACCCAAAUUAGGGGUUAAUUGGCCUAAAAGUUAGUGAGUAUUGUACUACAUUGAUUGGAAGUGUGAGUAUAUGUUUAGGGACCACGAUGACCCUUUGCUCAUGUAGUAUAUGGGUAUGUUGGAGCGCAAGUUGAUUUCGGAACCUCUGAAGUAAAAACCAAAGUAGUGGAGCCACACAAAUGGAAUCCAAGAUGUUUUCAUUUGUGAGAUUCCAGGUGAUAUUUGCCACCAUCGUGUGUGCUUGGAACACCCAAGUAUACAUUAUCAUUCACUGUUCAGAAAUAAUAGGAUAAUCAAGCUUUCUAGGAAAUAAAAAGAUCUACGAUCGCACGAUAGUUAUAAAUUCUACCUCCCAUCUCCCCAACUUAAUCAAGGACUUUCUUGGUUGGCAGAAUGCGACAGCAUUUAUAAUUUUCCAACUAAUUAGUCAAUAUAUUAUUGUUAACAUUGCAACAGCUUUUCUCAAAUUAUCUUUGCAACAUACGAUUUUGCAUUUUCUGUUGUAUGCUGCUUUUCUUUAUAGAACAAGGAGAUCAAGAACUGCAAAAGCCCCCAACAUAUGGAAUUGGUGUGGUUUCUUAAUUUCUUCAUAAUACUUGCAGCAUCUUCAUUUGCAAAACUCGAAGAACACAAGUUAUCUGUCAAUCAGUCCAGCAUACAGCUUAGCUUAUUUCAUGUACACGGGGCUGGCUCUCCUCUCAGUACGAACUCAUCCGUUUCUCUCUAUGAUAUACUGUCACGUGAUGAAAUUCAUGUGAAGUCUAUAAGAAGCAGACUGGAGAAGAAAGGUGUAGAAGGUGCAUCUGUCUCCCGCCACAAAUCGGGACAUCUCCUGGAACCGAAUUUGGCCAACAUCCCCCUGACCCCUGGUUUGUCUAUUGGAUCGGGCAACUACUACGUGAAGCUAGGCCUCGGCUCUCCUCCCAAGUACUAUUCUAUGAUAAUUGAUACAGGUAGCUCUCUCUCCUGGCUUCAGUGCAAGCCUUGCUUUGUAUACUGUCAUACACAGGUCGACCCUCUGUUUGAACCCUCAGCAUCUAAGACCUACAAAACCCUAUCAUGUAGCACCUCCGAGUGCUCUUUGGUUAAGGCGGCUACUUUGAAUGACCCUCUGUGUACUGCUUCUGGUGCAUGUGUGUACACAGCCAGCUACGGCGAUUCAUCUUACUCAAUGGGCUACCUGAGUCAAGAUGUUCUGAGCUUAACACCAUCACAGACGUUGCCCCGUUUCACAUACGGUUGCGGGCAAGACAAUGAAGGUUUAUUUGGACGAGCAGCCGGUAUCAUAGGGCUAGCCCGUGACAAGUUAUCAAUGUUAGGCCAAUUGUCCCUAAAAUAUGAAUAUGCCUUCUCUUAUUGCCUUCCUACUGCUACUUCUACCUCAUCUGGAGGAUUUUUAUCAAUCGGAAAGAUUUCACCAUCCUCCUAUAAGUUCACUCCCAUGAUUAAAAAUCCUCAGAAUCCCAGCUUGUACCUUUUGAGGCUGGCCGCUAUUACUGUGGCCGGAAGGCCUCUGGGAGUGGCUGCUGGUGGGUACCAAGCUCCCACCAUCAUUGACUCCGGUACUGUUAUAACGCGACUUCCGAUAUCCAUUUAUACUCCGUUGAAACAGGCUUUUGUGAAGAUCAUGUCCAGGACACACGCACAAGCCCCUGCGUAUUCCAUACUGGACGCUUGCUUCAAGGGAAGUUUAAAGAGUAUGUCUGCUGCUACACCUGCGAUUCGACUCGUUUUUCAAGGUGGUGCUGACCUCUCUCUAGAGGGCCCUAACAUCCUGAUAGAAGUUGAUAAUGGUGUAACUUGUCUGGCUUUUACAAGCAGCAACCGAAUUGCUAUUAUUGGAAAUCAUCAACAACAAACAUAUAACAUUGCUUAUGAUGUCUCCGCUUCGACGAUUGGGUUCGCUCCCGGUGGCUGCCGAUAGUCUGGUUCUGCUACCCUUGUUUAAUGACUCGAAUCAAUAAAGAAAACACUAAAAAUCGCCUAGUUUUUCCGCCAAAAAAUUAUAUACCUAUUGAUUGUGUUAAAUAUGGGAGGGAGUUGGUGUAAAUUAGUGCUUUUAUAUAUAUAAUUGGUGUAAAUCAGUGUUGGUAUGCGUAGUAUUGCAGAUAUUUUCUCGUGGGUUGCAGCAAUUUGUAAAUAAGAUACUUUCUUCAGCUCAAAUCUAUUUGGGGGAAAACCUAUUAUAUAUCAGCAUCCCUUGCAGGUGAA
This is a messenger RNA of Mercurialis annua (annual mercury), 2544 nucleotides long. Its product is annotated as aspartyl protease family protein At5g10770-like. Gene Ontology annotation, biological process: proteolysis. The transcript is spliced from 2 exons. Bases 893 to 2257 code for a protein of 454 amino acids. Gene Ontology annotation, molecular function: aspartic-type endopeptidase activity. The record is from RefSeq and is a predicted model, not a curated record. NCBI's taxonomy places the organism in Eukaryota, Viridiplantae, Streptophyta, Magnoliopsida, Malpighiales, Euphorbiaceae.